AGUAACAAUCUCGGCGCGCCAUCAAAGCCGCGGCAGGAAACAACAGAACGCGGAGAGUCUCAGCCUAAAGGGGUUUCCCGGGAGUUCGCGAGCCCACUGAAGUGCAACAACUCAAGAAAGCGAGAUAACGAGGCAAAAGUGAAAUUGGCAGGCGCGUGGUUAUUGCGGAGCUCGUGCUGUUGCAUUCGAUUUCUACCAUGCGAAUAUAAAUCUCACGGAUUAUUGCUCGUACUGAUAUUACAGUUGUUCCAUAACAGGACAAAGAGUUUGACAGCCUGAGCGUUUAUAACGACAUGGGAAGAGCCUCAUCUGUCCAGUAAGAAUGUUUCCGUUGCACAGAGAGAGGGAGCAGCCCAUCUUCAGCACACGAGCUCAUGUGUUUCAAAUCGAUCCCGCCAGCAAACGCAACUGGAUCCCCGCCAGCAAGCAUGCGGUCACCGUCUCGUUCUUCUAUGAUGCAAACAGACACGCCUACCGCAUCAUCAGUGUGGCAGGGACAAAGGCCAUCAUUAACAGCACCAUCACUCAUAACAUGACAUUCACGAAGACGUCUCAGAAGUUCGGUCAGUGGGCAGACAGCAGAGCAAACACUGUGUAUGGCCUCGGAUUCGCCACAGAGCAGCAGCUGCACCAGUUUGCAGAGCGUUUUAAGGAGGCAAAGGAAGCUGCACGGAUGGCCAGAGAGAAGUCGCAGGAUAAGAUGGAGUUGAGCAAUGCAGCUCUAGGUAUCGCAGCUCCUCAGGAUCUGUCUGAUGAGCUACAGUCUCCUCCGGUGAUGUGUGUGAAUGGUCCGGAGGACAAACUCUUCAGGAGUCAGAGCGCUGAUAUCACUUUGUCCUCAGAAAAGGAGCGCAUUAAAAAGAUGCUCUCGGAGGGGUCCAUCUGUGAGAUAAAUCUUGAAGCAGAGUUCUUCACAUUACAGGACAGUAACGCUAAACUUGUGGCUGCACUGCAUGAGGCUAACACUAAUGUUGAACAGUGGAAGAAACAACUGUCGGCAUAUCAAGAGGAGACGGAUAGAUUACGAGACCAGGUGGCAGAACUGGAGGCUCAUGGGGGCCCGGGGCCCAGUGACAUGCUGAAAGAUGAACUCACUCAAUCCCUGGAGGAACUGGAGAACUUACUAAAGGCAAAGGACGAGGAAAUCCAUAUUCUUCAGAGUAAGAAAUCAGACUUCCAUGAGUUGGAACAGGAGAGAGAAGAGGCCAUACACAGACUACAGGAGUUAGAAAUGCAUAACGUUGAACUGGAGCGGCGAGUGCAGAACGCCGAGCAAAACCUCGCCUCUGUGCUGGAAGACCGUGACCGUGCUGAGAACGAGGUGCAAAGGGUCGUUCAGAUUCUCGAUGUCAAGAUCUUUGACCUCAACGACCUCCGACAGAGUCUGGUCAAACUAAUCAGUAAAUAAUCUGAUUGGAGCAGAUCAGUCCUGGAGACGUGAGACUGUGCACGCUCAUCUCGACGGCCGCCGCAGGAGGCACCUCAUCCACUAGAGGGCGUAGUUCAGCUUUUCAAAUAGUGUCUGUAUGUGAGGGGUUUGAUGUGCAAGUUACAGUCACAACCGGUAUUGUAGAAUUUUCCUAGUUUUGUUUUCUUUAGUUUUGUCUCGAAAUUGCACUGAAUGACAGCUUUCGUUGAAAGCCUAGCAAUACAUUUCAGUGGCGAGAUUAUGUUGGUUCAAUGUGGAUGUUGACGUAAUGGUACAUUCUCACGAUUCUCUAGUACGAAUUGUGAGAAGCUUUAUUUUUGAUACACUUUUUGUUUUCGAAAACAAGUUAAAAAACAAAAACCUAAGGCCACUUUACAGUAGUACAUGCAGAAUAAAUCAUAUUUCAGUUACUGAAUUAGAAGUUAUGGAAUGUAACUCUACAGUAUUCCACAAUUGGACAAUAUUAUACAAUUUCAUUCAGUAUUGAACUUCAUAUUAUGCUAACGUUACAAACUAUUUUGUUUUGGUAUAACCACAGUAUUUAGCAAAGACCUUUGUGACUGAAACUAAAAACACACAAACAAAGAUUUUGGUAGAUAUGAGCUAAAUAUACAAAUAAUACAUCCACACUAAUAUGUUUUUGGCUGAUAAUUCUGUUUUCAGUUUCCUAACGUAAUCGUUUUUUCGAUGUAUGUGGCAAUUGAUGGAGGAAAACGUAAACAUAGUGUUUUCAAACUAUGUGUUUUUAAACUAAAACAUACAAAAAAAAAGAUUUGUUGACUCAACCAUAACAUAUGAAAGAAAUCGCUUCUACUCAGAAACAUACAUAUUUACAACAUUUUUAGCUUUACUUAAUUUGCAUUAAUGUGUACAACACAAAGGAUGAUUUAUAAGGGGAACUUAGAGUGAUGCAUAAAAUAAAUGUUUAUUUUGAGUUCCUUGAACUUCUUUUGCAUAAAAAAUCAUAAAAUUAAGAUUUUAAGUUAUACUAACUCAAACAAUCAAGUACUGAAAUUAGGUUGUGGGGAAUACCCAAAAGUCAAGUCAUAUUUAUUUAUAUACAACAGUUAGUUCCGGUCCUCGAAUCUGAUUGGAUGAGAGACAUUCCAUGAGUGCUGAUGGUCUGACACCAUCAUCACUCGGACGCUUCACUGUGUGUAUCACUCCACUUGUGUUCGUGCCAUUCUAAACUAAAGUGUAAGAGCAGUGCAGAUGUGUUAUAAGAUAUAUCUCUUUACAUUUAAUUUGUGACAUUACAUAUUUUAGCGAGCUGGUGGAGGCAAAAGUCAAUUUUUGUGUUUAAUAUGAGCCAGUUGGUGAUGCGAAGUGAGUCAGCAUCACUCAGUGUUUAUAAUCAACAUCUAUUCUAGUUAUGCUGACAAAAUGCACUAUGUGGCCAAAAGUUUGUGGACACCAUAUGUGCUUGAUGAACCUUCAAUUCCUAAACCAUAGGCAUUAAUUUCCCCCUUUGGUGCAAUAACUUCCACUCUUCUGGGAAGGCUUUCCACUAUACUGUAUGUAGUGACAUGGCUGCAGGGAUUUGCUCCCAUUCAGACACAAGGCUAUCACUGAGGUCCAGCACUGAUGUUGUGUGAUGGGGCCUGGCUUUCAGUUGGCGUUCCAAUUUCUUCCACAUCAGACACAGUAAACCAUUUCUUUAUGGACUUUGCUUUUCAUGCUGGAAUAGAAAAGGGCUCUCCCCAAACUAGUGCCAUAAAGUUGGAAGCACCGAAUGCCCUUGAAUGCCAUUUUUUGGAGUAGAAUUAUGAUUUAUCUUCACUGGUAUUAACGGAGUAACCAAACUCUUUAAUUAGAAGGGGGUGUCCACAUAUUUUUGGCCAUAUAGUGUAUAUAUGUCGCAUUUUUUGCAUCAUGAUUAAGUAAAUGCAACCCUUUUUUCAGAGUACUUUUUCAUUUGAAAACGCAUGAAUUUCGCUACAUUUACACCUCUCAUCCACACUACAAGAGUGUUUUUCUUUUCACUGAAAAUAGAGCGAAUCAAAACCGCAUCUCCAUUGCCGCAUACUUUGGAAAACGAUGACAGUAGGAAACUGAAACGGUUAGUGUGGAUGUGGCCUUAAAGGAAUAGUUCACCCAAAGCUAUCCCCUUUAAGAUUGGUUUGGAAAGAGUUGUCAAUGAGCUUGUGCCAUUAUUUUUGAUUAUUUUAAAUAUUUUUUCAAUAUGUACUCUGUAUGUUAAUUAUUCUGUUAUGAAGUGGAUGUGCUGUGCAGUACAACAGUAUCACAGCUGGGAGUGUGUAUACCAAAGACCAGCUUGAAUGUGGUGGCCAAACAUCUCUAUAUGUUUAUACUGUGGAAUGCUUAGGAUAGAAGACAGCAUUCCUAUAAAGCAUUAAAUAGUAGUUGCAUUGGAUGAAAUACAAGUAGGUAGAAAUAAACAAUUGUUGUGUUAUUAUAGUAUGUUAAAAUACUCCUACUCUGUAACUGUAGUUCUCCAUUGAGGAAUAGACUCGGCUGAAUCUAGUCUGUUGCAAUUGUAAUGCUGUUGCUUUUGUGUAAGGCUUCAAACAUAAGCACAUUUACAUACUAACAAAAGUCAGCUCAUUAAAAAAAAUCUGACAAUGCGAGACUUGAAAUCAUCUGAUUAUUCUCUGCGUUUGAAGCCAAAAUGUAAACAGUCAUGCGCAUUACACUUGGAUAAGCUGGAAAGAACGGUAAUGGUGUUUUACCAGACUGAUGUCACAGUGAAUUCGGAAACAGUAGAUUGACUUUUCUUUAGCUAAAAUUGGUCUGUGCUUGCCGAAAUGUGAAACACUGCCCUCAGUGGCCAAAGCGGUAAGUGUUGUUGAGCUCCAUUUUGCACGUGAAAUGUCCACGGAGGGGCGCCAAAAGCGAGUUGUGAAGAGAGAUGUUUUCAGCUGUACAGGAUGCAAUACAGUGAAGAGGAAUGCAUAUUUUAUCAAUUUUACCCCCCAAACCAAACAGCAAACAAACCUAACCAUCAGUGGAGUAAAAUGUAUUGUUAGAGGGGGAAAAUGCCACCUCAGUAUCGCUCUCAUCACUGAUUAUACGAACGCAUUUACUUCUGGUUUCAACACGGGAUCCAAACUAGCGACUCAAAAUUCGCCACUACACCAGAACAACAUGCCGACUUCCCGUGUGAUCAUGUUGGUUUUGCAUGCCAUGCAAAAUCAGGCUAAUGGGCA
Molecule: messenger RNA, 4596 nt
Organism: Myxocyprinus asiaticus (Chinese sucker)
Lineage: Eukaryota; Metazoa; Chordata; Actinopteri; Cypriniformes; Catostomidae
Product: homer protein homolog 3-like
Exons: 10
Coding region: 323-1408 (361 amino acids)
Biological process (GO): G protein-coupled glutamate receptor signaling pathway; regulation of store-operated calcium entry
Cellular component (GO): postsynaptic density; cytoplasm; dendrite
Molecular function (GO): G protein-coupled glutamate receptor binding
Source: RefSeq, a predicted model, not a curated record